AUUUUCCCUGGCUUUUUCUUCGUUCUUCCUGAUUCUUAAGGUGUGUGUAAGUUAUAAGAAAACAGGCGGUUGCGUAUAAUUUUAAGUUAAAUUAAAUAAAACUUCUUCAAGACAUUAAAACUAAUCUACAAUUGCAAUUAAAAAUCAAUUCUAGUUAAAUUAAGUAACCAACUAAAAAAAAAAAGACUUAGAAAUGGGAAAGCGACGCAAUCAGCCACUAAUCGAUUCUUCAGACUCGAGUAGCAGUGGCUCUGAAUCGGAUUUGGAAUCGGAACUUCUUUCCCUUGCCAAAAAACGCAAAAAGCCAGAAGAAGAAAAUGAAAAAACUGUUAGUAAAGCAAAAAAUUCUUCAGAUUCGGAUUCAGAUUGGGCUGGUGGCAAAAACAAUCCAACCACUACACAAAAAAAGAAGCGAACAAAGAAAAUGAGUAAAAGUUCUGAUUCCGAAUCAGAUGAUGACGACUGGGAUAAAGAUGAGAAAGUUAAAAAUGAUAGUGCAGAAGAAGAUGAUGAUGAUAAGACAAGCAAUAAUGCCGAAGCCGCCAAAGGAGACGAUGUAGCACAAACAAACUUCGAAAAGGGGGUCCAUUCUGAACAAGAAGAAGGAGAGGUAUCAGAUAGUGAUGAUGAACAAAGCGAUGGAUCAUCAUCUUCAAGUUCAUCGUCUUCCUCAACAUCUAGCUCUGAUUCGGAGUUUGACGACGGGUACGAUGAAAAUCUUAUGGGCGAUGAAGAUGAUCGUGCACGGCUAAAUGGCCUCUCUGAAAAGGAACGUGAAACUGAGAUCUUCAAACGUAUCGAACGUCGCGAUAUGAUGCGAACCCGCUGGGAAAUUGAGCGUAAACUUAAGUUGGCGCGUCGAGGUGAGAAGGCUGUGAUUGAUAAAAUCAAAAAGGACAAGAAGCAAAAAAAGCAAAAGAAACAAAAGAAAAAGGUUAAGGAAAUGCCAGUUGAGAAACCCAAAUCUGUAAGUCCUUCACCGCCGCCUCAACCAGUGUUACCUGCGCCAGUAGUAGAGCCAAAAAUAGUUCCGGCUAAAACUAGUCCGACACCAAUGGCGGCAGUUAUGUCAAGCCCAGAAAGAAAAAGUGACGACGAAGGAAUGGCAGGUUCCACAGAUUAUUUUGACCCCAAAGAGAGGUCCAAAGAGCGUAAAAAAAAUGUAGAAAUGAACAAAACAGACGACAAGAGAAGUAACGCCAUGGCUCUUUUAAAAGCAAAACGCGAAGGCAAAGCUAAAAGAGAGGAAGAGGAGGCAAAACGCCAAGCUGAGAAAGAACGGGAAGAAGAAAAAGAAGAACUAGAAGGUGUUUCAUCAGGGAAACAAAGUAGCGUUAAACUCAAAGCAUCCGAUAUCUAUUCAGACGACUCGGGUAGUAGUGAUUCUGAGGAAGAGGAAAAACCUUCAGAAAAGCGCUCAGCGAGCAGUAGCAAAUCAUCAAGUUCGUCCGAGGAUGAAGAGAAGACUGAAAAGAAACCAGUUUAUAUCUCUACACGUGAAGAACUUAACAAAAUGCGAUUGUCCCGGUAUAAAAUGGAGCGUUUUGUCAACUUGCCAGUAUUUGAGAAAACUGUGAUGAACUGCUUUGUGCGUAUUAGUAUUGGAAACAAUGGAGCGAAACCAGUUUAUCGUGUAGCAGAAGUUGUGGGAGUUGUAGAAACUGCAAAGAUUUAUCAGUUAGGAACGACGAAAACAAAUCGCGGACUGAAACUUAAACACGGCACCCAAGAGAGAGUAUUUCGCUUAGAAUUUAUAUCCAAUCAAGAAUUUACUGACAGUGAGUUUAGUAAAUGGCGUGAAAUUUGUGCAACGCAAAAUGUACAAAUGCCAACUCUAGAAAUGAUGGAAAAGAAGUCCCGUGACGUAAAAGAUGCGUUUAACUAUGUCUUUAAAGAAGAAGAUGUCGAUAAGUUGGUCGAAGAGAAGAGUCGUUUCCGGAAUAGACCCACAAAUUAUGCCAUGAAAAAAACUUGUUUGAUGAAAGAACGUGAUGCUGCUCUAUUACGUGGAGAGUACGAGGUGGCUGCGGAUCUUGGUAAACAAAUCGAUCAGUUAGAAACCCGUGCGUCUGAGCUCGAUAAGAAAAGAUCAAGUAGCAUAAGUUUGAUAUCAUAUAUAAAUGACAGAAAUAGAAAACGUAACGUGGAGGAAGCCGAAAAGGCUAUAAUGGAAGAAGUUCGAGCCAAUAAAGGUUUAAAAAUUUCUGAUCCGUUUACCAGACGCACAACACAACCUCGAAUGGGUUUCAAGGCGGCGGCGGAUAAAAAAGAAGAGGAAAUUUUGCCUAUGGUCCCAGCACCACCUCCGCCAGGCAAGAGGCGAACCGAUGAGUCGAAGAAACCACAGUCUAACGACUACAGUCUUUAUUCUUUGCAUGAUUUUGACAUUGAUCUAGAUGUUCCUUUACCCGUUAAUUCAGUGACGGUUGUACCGAAGCCUAUACCAAAGGUGAGUGAAGCAGCGCCAAAACGUUCACUUAAUUUAGAAGACUACAAGAAGAAGCGCGGUCUUAUUUAGUCAACCAACUGGCUUAGUAACUUAUUUAACUGCACCUUAUUUUAAACGGUAUCUAACUUAAAAAAUAAGAAACUCAAUUUAACGUUAAGAAAAAAUGUAGCGCCACAAGAAAGCUGCUGCAACAACCGCAUGUGGCAAAGUGAAACAAAAAUUCAAACGAACUGUUACAACCAUAAUGUUACAAUGGGCUAUUACAUAAAUUAUGUUAGAAAAUUCUACAUACAUAAUGAAUGUAUGUAUGUAUUGACUUUUUUAUGUUUUCUCAAUAAACGGAAAACGUUAUUCAAAUUUGCGAGCAUAAUAAAACGCUAUUAUAGAAGUAGGGAAAAAACAAUAACGCGUAACAAUAAGUAUGUAAUAUUGUUGUUAUAAUUUGUUUAAAAAAUUUUAUGCUUUGAGAGAUAAAAUAAUUUUAUUGUAAUUUAUUUAAAUUAAAAUAGUUGCAACAAAAAAAAAAUUGAUUAGAUAUUUUUAUCUAGGGGUAUUUAUGCGUAACGAAAAAAAAAACAUUGCAAAGUUGUUUGGAGUAACGCCAAUUAUUAUAAAAUAGGUAUAAAUUGAAAAACAAAUUCACAUUUCAUUGCACGUCUAAUUAGAAUAUUAUGCAUAUUUAUUUUGAAACUCCAAUUUUGCAAUUUUUUUUUCGUUUCGUGCGAGUACCUCUCUAUUUUUGUUUGAGAAUACUCUUUUUAAAACUGUGAAUGGUAUUUUGUAUCAAACAACACAAUUUAUUAAAAUUAUACAUUUGUUGACUUAAUUUUUAUUUAGAUCAUAUGUCACAAAUGUAUGUGAUUUUAACAUUUUUGUUUACUGUAAAAAAGUAUAUUAUGUUUUCACUUCAUUCAUUAUGUGUAUUGAACGAAAAUGGAAUAUAUUCCAGUUGUUUUUGAAAAUCUUCAGUUAUAAAUAUA
Episyrphus balteatus (marmalade hoverfly) is the source of this 3429-nucleotide messenger RNA. RefSeq names its product RNA polymerase-associated protein Rtf1 (gene Rtf1). The transcript has 4 exons. Gene Ontology annotation, cellular component: Cdc73/Paf1 complex. Gene Ontology annotation, molecular function: RNA polymerase II C-terminal domain phosphoserine binding; DNA binding. The coding region runs from base 194 to 2518 and encodes 774 amino acids. Lineage: Eukaryota; Metazoa; Arthropoda; Insecta; Diptera; Syrphidae. The record is from RefSeq and is a predicted model, not a curated record.